AUGGCAAACAAUAAAUUAGGAGAGCGAUCCACCAAAGACCAAGAUUCUGGGCGGCCUGUAGAUAGCCCUGACAUAUCUGCGAAGGAUAUAUUUCAGAGCAUCAAGGGUUUGAAUCUUAACAGCUAUGCAACUCGAAAAUCGAUUGCACAAGGCAUGCUUGACCUAGCGCUACUCACAGCCAACGCUUCACAAUUGAAGUACAUUCUGACCGUGGGGGAGGCACAUCAAUUUUACCACUUUCUACUCGUCCUAAUCAUUGUAUCGAUUUCACUUCAGAUAUUUCAAGCCUUGCUCAUUAUCGUUCUGGCCGUUGUUUUCGACAUUAAUAAGGUGGAAGAACAAAAGCGUUCCGAUAUCGUUAACAAUGUAUUAAUUGCAUUCACAGUGAUCAGCGUGGUAGUGAACGUGAUAAUAAGUGCGUUUGAUAUGAAAUCCCAGUCGGAGGUUUUGAAGCAAAUCUAA
Messenger RNA from Anopheles marshallii, 462 nucleotides. RefSeq names its product ninjurin-2-like. Gene Ontology annotation, biological process: tissue regeneration; cell adhesion. The record is from RefSeq and is a predicted model, not a curated record. NCBI's taxonomy places the organism in Eukaryota, Metazoa, Arthropoda, Insecta, Diptera, Culicidae. Bases 1 to 462 code for a protein of 153 amino acids. The transcript is spliced from 3 exons. Gene Ontology annotation, cellular component: membrane.